This is a messenger RNA of Sycon ciliatum, 1798 nucleotides long. Its product is annotated as erythromycin 3''-O-methyltransferase-like. The record is from RefSeq and is a predicted model, not a curated record. Lineage: Eukaryota; Metazoa; Porifera; Calcarea; Leucosolenida; Sycettidae. The transcript has a single exon. The coding region runs from base 211 to 1176 and encodes 321 amino acids.
UGGAUACCACCCACCAGCGCUGGCCGCGCAUGAGCACUGGAUCAUGGAGCACGAGGCGGGAAUCAGUUGCUCCAAAAAAUAAUAGCAAAGCCGAUCGAGGCAUAUAGGUUCAGUAGGAAUUUUAGGAGUAAUUCCUUUUCCUUCUCCCUCUCUCUCUCUUUAUUUCUGUCCUAGCUGUUGGCAUUCAGAUAUUGUGGAACAUCAAACACGAUGUACCUGUACGUAGGCAUAGCAGUAGCCCUCACGGCGCUGGGCUACUUCGUACAGCAUAGGCGUCGCAAGCGCGAUGAAUUCAAGAAAACUACCAAGAGCGAGUUUGCCGAUCGCGGAACGCGCUGGAGCAAAGACCAGCACGAGUUCUAUGUGGAGCGCUUCUACGAGACUGGCCUAACGGGCACGCACGAUUUCCACGGUGGCAUGUUGAACUUCGGCUUUUGGACGAAUGGUAACAAGGACUACAUCAAGGCGGGACACGAGCUACUGUCACAGGUUGCUGAUCCGGUGAAGCUGAACGGGGAGAGCACCCUACUGGACGUGGCCAAUGGCAUGGGCGCUCAGGAUGUGUUCUUCAUGAAGAAGUACAGCCCAGCGCACAUCGACAUGAUCGACCUGACGCUGAGCCACCACCUGAUUGCCAAGAAGCGCAUGCAGGACAACAACUUGCAGGACCGCGUGACCGCACACUACGGUAGCGCCGUGGACUUGCCCUUCGAGGACAACAAGUUCUCUCACGUCUUCUCGGUCGAGGGUGGCGCUCACUUCCCCACACGCGAAAAGUUCUUCGGCGAGGCUCUCCGCGUGCUGAAGCCCGGCGGAUGGAUGUCACUCGCCGACUAUGCUAUGCCCAAGCGUCCCACCGGUAUGUUCGAGAACAUGUUUGCGCGCCUGUGCGCCAAGCUGUGGAACGCUCCCCUGGAGAACUGGUACGGCUGCGAGGACUUCAAAACGCGCAUGGAAGCUGCAGGGUUCGUGGACGUGGUGGUCAAGGACGUUGGAGAGUACACCAUACCUGGCUACUACGAGGAGUCGGUGCGGCCGGAAAUCCUGGCGCAGUUGAGCAAGAUCCGCGGCUGGUUCACCACCUACGUUGCGUGCCGCGUCCUGGACGAGCUCAUCCUGUACGUCUACAAGAAGAACAUUCUCACGUACGUCAUCGCGUACGGCCGAAAGCCGUAGUCAGCACCGGAACUUGUUCCGUUGCAAGUCUAGAGCCGAAUCCUAUAGCUUGGCUUCUGUCACAUUCUAUUCCUCACACGACUGCUAUCUUCCAUCGCGAACAGCAUGUCGGCUGUAUUGCAGUCAUGUACUAAUGGGACCUGGAGACUCACGGUGAACAGUUCUCAAGAUGAUCGCCACAUAGUCUCUUAUCUUCACGUUUCCGUCACUUCUCGUUUGUCACUUCUGAUCUCAUCUCAUCUCAGUCUGCCUUUUCUUCAAACUCACAUUCUUGCAUCAUUUUAUUGUUCUACUGUAUUGGUCAAAUCUAUUAUUCUGUUUACGUCGUGAUGCAAAUGGAUCAUUAGUCCGACCCAUCAUACUUUCUUCUCCAUGUACAUAUAUGGUGCGCGCUCGUAUUUGGUUGAAUUAGCCAUCAGGGCAUUAUGAAUGAAGGUUGAGCCAGUAGCAUUGGGCCAUGUUCUAGACUACUUCAGUGAAAUACAUGCACUUUUUUACUUUUCCUGUCUUUUAUGACACCUUCUCCGUUGGGGUGUCAUCUUAAUUUAAUAUUGCUGAGUUUUGGUAAUGGGCACAAGUGCUCUUGAGGUCGGGGAAGUCCAAGUGCAUUUCAUUUUACUCA